AUGACUUACGGGGGUUUUGAGAAUGCUUUUGUGGUUGAUCCUUUGGGCAGAAAAGGGGGUCUUGUCUUGUUUUGGAGCUCAGACUGGGAUGUGUCUAUUGAGAAUUAUUCUCAGAGGCAUAUCAAAGCAACUAUUCGAGAGGGUUUGUUGGGGAAUUCUUGGUGCCUGACUUGCUUUUACGGGCACCCUGAUGCAAGGAAAAGAUCAGAGAGCUGGGAUUUGUUGAAGUCUUUGCGUCCUAGUCCUCAAAUGGGAUGGUUGUGCUUAGGGGAUUUUAAUGCGAUUAUGAAUCUGACUGAAAAGGUGGGGGGUAGUGUUUUAAUUGGGAGUCAUAUGAGCAGUUUUUCUGCAGCAAUAAGCUCGGCUGGGCUGGUGGAUUUGGGGGACCAGGGUCAGAGAUUUACUUGGAGUAAUAAGAGAAAGGUUCUUGGAAGUUUUAUUAAAGAAAGGUUGGAUAGAGCCUUUGGAAACGUUGAAUGGAUUAAUAUGGUGGGUUUAUUUGAAGUAAAGAGUUUUGGUGUAUCAAACUCAGAUCACUGUUGUCUAGAAAUAAAAUGGGGGGUUUCUUUGAGAAGAAAAGCUCCAGGCGGUCAAAUAGGAGAAAUGAUUUGGUUGGUGUUACGUCCUCUUUUGAGAUGGGUGGCCAAAGUGAGGGAGGAGAGCAAAAAUCAAGAGGAAACUCUUCUUAAUGAAUUAGCGGUGCAGAUCCAAAAAGAAGAUGAAUUUAACCAGGUGGAUUUGGCGCGGAUCAGAAGUUCUUUGGAGGGUAUCCGUGAUGAGAAGGAGGCGGUCCUAAGACAUCAGGCAAAACAGAUAUGGUUAAAGGAGGGUGAUAAAAAUACGCGGUAUUUCCACGCUUGUGUAAACAAUAGACGGAAGAAGAAUGGUAUUGAGAAAAUUCGUGACUCUGAUGGAUUUGUUUGGGAGGAGAAGGGGGAUAUUCAAAGGGCUUUCCAUGGUUAUUUCAAUUCUCUAUUUACUUCUUCGGAUCCUCAAUCUGCAGAAGAUUCUCUUCUUGAUUUUAAGUCGAUGGUUUCAGAGAGUCAAAAUGUGAUGCUAACGCAGGAAGUCAAUAUGGAAGAAGUGUGUUUGGCAGUUCAACAAAUCGAUCAGAUUAAAGCCCCUGGGCCAGAUGGCUUCUCCUCUGGGUUUUACAAGCAACAUUGGGAUGUUGUUGGUCUGGAUGUAUUGGGGGCUGUGGAUAAUUUUCUUAAAUCAGGGGUGAUGCCACCAGAGGUAAACCUUACACAUAUUGCUCUUAUUCCAAAGGUUUUGCAUCCAGAGAGUGUUACGGAGUUUCGUCCGAUUAGUUUAUGCAAUGUGCUGUAUAAGAUUAUAUCUAAAGUGUUAGCAAACAGAUUGAAAAAAGUAUUGCCGGGUGUUGUAGGGGAAAAUCAAUCUGCUUUUGUCCAAGGGAGGUUAAUAUCAGAUAAUAUUCUUGUGGCUUUUGAAGUGUUGCAUAGUAUGAGUACGAAACAAAGGGGGCAUUCUAAUUACAUGGCAGUCAAAUUAGAUAUGAGCAAAGCCUACGAUAGAAUGGAAUGGAGUUUUGUGGACAUGGUUAUGAGUCGGAUGGGGUUUUGUUUGCAAUGGAGAAAGUGGAUUUUGGCCUGCCUUACUUCUGUGACUUAUGCUGUGAUUGUCAAUGGUGAACCGGGGGAGUUAAUUGUUCCAACAAGGGGGCUGCGUCAAGGAGAUCCUCUCUCUCCAAUGCUUUUUGUUAUAUGUUCGGAGGUGCUAAGUUUUUACUUGCAACAGGAGAUAGAGAAAAAGACUUUUCGGGGAUUUCCUUUUGGUCGUGGUUCACUGCUUGUAUCACACCUUUUUUUUGCUGAUGAUAGUCUAAUCUUCUGUCGGGCAACCAAAUCUGAUUGGCUUUGUAUUCGGAAUAUCUUGGCAGUGUAUGAGAGGCAAUCUGGACAGAUGGUGAAUGUGGAUAAAACAGCAUUGUAUUUCAGCAAGCACACAUCUAUGGCCACAAAGAAUUUGAUGAAGAGUUUGAUUGGGGUAAAGGAGAUUAAAGCCUAUGAAAACUAUCUGGGUUUACCGUCUUUAUUAGGAAGAUCUAAGAAGAAAUCACUGAUGUAUAUUGUUGAGAGAGUUAAACAGAAGGUUAAUAGCUGGAAAAAUAAUUUCCUUUCUUUUGCAGGGCGAGAGGUCUUGAUCAAGUCGGUUCUUCAAUCAAUUCCAACUUAUGCUAUGCAGAUUUUUAGAUUUCCAGUUAAUUUGUGUCAAGAUUUGGAUCAAGUCUUUCGGUCCUUUUGGUGGGGAGGGAGGUCAGGAGAGAAACAAAAGAUUUCUUGGGUGUCUUGGGAAAGAAUGUGUAAAGCAAAGGAGGAAGGAGGCUUAGGGAUCCGAAGUUCUCCUUCUUUUAAUGAGGCUCUCUUAGCAAAACAAUUCUGGCGUAUUUUAAAGAAUCCAAAUUCCUUGGUGGGGAGUGUAAUGAAGCUUAAAUAUUUUCCAAACUCUUCCAUCUUAUAUGCAGUCCAUAAAGCCAGUAUGUCUUAUGCUUGGCAAAGUAUCCUUUCAGCUGGUGUUUUAAUUAAGUCGGGGUUAGUUUGGAGAAUUGGGGAUGGAAGAUCAGUGAGAAUUUGGAAGGACAAUUGGCUGGGAGAACCGUUAAUAUGGGAUGAAAAUCUGAGACUGCAUGGAUUCUUGGAGGAGGAUAGAGUGGUGGUUUUAAUGGAUGCCAAUAUGGGGUGGUGGAAUAUGGACCUUAUUGCUGCUAUUUUUCCAGAAGAUAUUGCAUCAAAGAUUUUUAGAAUUCCUUUGUAUCCCAGAAAUGGCCCUGACCAGUUGAGCUGGAAUGGGACAAAGUCGGGUGUGUUUUCUGUUAAGAGCGGUUACCAUCGUUCUUUAUCUCAAAAAAGGAUGAUGGAAGCUUCUUCUUCAUUUAGGAAUGGCAGAGAAGGCUUAUGGAGAUCGGUGUGGUCUUUGAAAUCUCACGCUUCUACUCAGGUUUUUCUUUGGCGUGUUCUGAACAAUGCUCUUCCGACUUAUUCUAAUCUCUUGAGUAGGCGAGUUAUUACAGAUGCUCGAUGUCCGUUAUGCCACAAAUCAGUGGAAUCUCUAAUUCAUGUGAUGUGGACUUGUGAUUAUACAGUGAAAGUUUUUGAAAAUAGCUCUCUCCCUAUCCAGAAGUUGAGUGCAAGUUUCUUGGAUUUUGAGCAGCUUUGGAAUUCAGCUUUGGCAAAACUUACAAAUACUGAUCUAGCUAUUUUGGCUACAACUUGCCGAUUGAUAUGGCAACGACGAAAUUCCUUCUUGUAUGAAAAUGAAUUCAUGAACUCUUUACAGCUGGCCAGGUAUGCUAUUUCCUCUACUCAACCUAGUGUGCUGGACCCCUCUCCUUCAUUACCAUAUAUGAAUUCUCUAGAGGUAUGGCAGCCACCUGAGGAGGGUUUUAUCAAAGUCAAUUGGGAUGCAGGGAUUAAUGAAGCAAAAAAUAAGACAGGUAUGGGGGUGGUUAUUAGGGACUCAACUGGUGACUUGCUGGGGUCUCAAGCUUUAUCUAGGCCGAUCGCUUUAUCUCCAACUAUGGCGGAGGCGGAAGCUGCUCUUUCGGCUGUGUGGUUUGCACUUGAUAUGGGUUUUAGAGACAUUGUAUUGGAAGGGGAUUCACAGUUAGUUAUUAGGGACCUUCAAAGUGAGGAGUCUGGGUUGACGGAAUGGUGCGGGAUCAUUAAGGAAAUUAAGAGGGUGUUAAAGGGUUGUUUGUCUUGCCAAUUCUCUCAUGUGAGGCGGACGGGUAAUGGGGCAGCUCAUUUUAUGGCUAAAGAAGCUUUGAAGUUGGAGUGCCCGCAAAUGUGGGUUGAGGAAGGUCCAGAUGGUCUGUCUCUCAUUGUUCAGAGAGAUAAGGAGGCAUUUAUAUCUCACAGGUAGUGAGACACAUCAGAUGGUUCUGUGGUUUUUGGGCUUUAGGCUUUUUUUGAAAGCUUUUAUUUCCUUUUUAUUUUCCUUGGUUUGGUCUCUUGGAUUGUGGUCGAAGAACUCAUGUUCUUUCGUAUUGUGUGGAUGGAUAUGUCAUCUUCCCCACGUGUAAGUUGCCCCUUUCUUUAAAGCUUACAA
Molecule: messenger RNA, 4068 nt
Organism: Tripterygium wilfordii
Lineage: Eukaryota; Viridiplantae; Streptophyta; Magnoliopsida; Celastrales; Celastraceae
Exons: 3
Coding region: 1-3882 (1293 amino acids)
Molecular function (GO): nucleic acid binding; RNA-DNA hybrid ribonuclease activity
Source: RefSeq, a predicted model, not a curated record